AUGGGCUGCGACAAUCCCCGCGAGCGUGGAACACAAAGCUCGAUGCCUUACGCUUGGCUUCUCGCGCUGCGCGACAGAACACGCGCUCUACACGCGACGACGGGGAAGGAGGAACUCGUCAUCGGCGUGUAUGUGGAUGACUUGAUCAUCACCGGGGCAAGAGAAGAGGACAUCAACGGCUUCAAGCGCGAGAUGGCAGCUUGUUUCCGCAUGAGCGAUCUCGGGCAGCUCUCCUACUACCUCGGCAUCGAGCGGCUGAAGCUGACGAAAGCCAACACCGCGGGGAAGGUGGAUGCAACACUCUACCGGAGUAACGUCGGCGGGCUGCGCUACCUAGUUCACACGAGGCCAGAUAUCGCCUUCACUGUGGGCUAUGUCAACCGCUUCAUGGAGGACCCUCGAGAGGAUCACUGGGCUGCGGUAAAGCGGCUAUUGCGCUAUGUCAAGGGGACGGUGGACCAGGGUAUCUUUCCCAAGACCGGCGGCGGAAGUGGGCUGCGACUCACGGUUUUCAGCGAUGCAGACAUGGCAGGCGACAUUGAUGGGCGGAAGAGCACCUCCAGUGUGCUCGUCUUCCUUGGGUCGGCCUCAAUCGCAUGGCAGUCGCUGAAACAGAAGAUCGUGGCGUUGUCUACGUGCGAGGCGGAGUACGUGGCGGCAGCCACAACGGCGUGCCAGGCGGUCUGGCUGCGUCGGUUGCUGGGAGAGCUGACCGGCGAGAAAGCUCGUCCACCAGCUCUGAUGGUGGACAACCAGCCCGCCAUUGCCCUUGCAAAAAAUCCAGUCCUCCAUGACCGGAGCAAGCACAUCGAUACCCGUUUUCACUUCAUCCGUGAUUGUAUCGAUGAAGGACAUAUUGUUUUGGAGUUUGUCGAAUCCGGACGGCAACUCGCAGACAUCCUUACCAAACCACUCGGCCGUCUUCGGUUCAUGGAGCUAAGGACCAAGACUGGAAUGAAAGGGGAGAAAGUUGAAGGCCAAGUUGGAGUUGUGAGGACUAAUUGCAUCGAUUGCUUGGAUCGGACUAAUGUCACACAGAGCAUGAUUGCUCGUAAAAUGCUGGAAUUUCAACUCCGAAGGCUUGGUGUUUUUGAUGCUGAAGAAACCAUCAGUACACAUCCUAAUUUUGAUGAUUGCUUCAAAAUCCUAUGGGCUAACCAUGGGGAUGACAUAAGCAUCCAAUAUUCUGGAACUCCUGCAUUGAAAGGAGAUUUUGUCAGAUUUGGCCAGAGAACAAUCCAGGGGAUUUUGAAGGAUGGCUGGAAUGCUCUCAUGCGGUACUACUUAAACAAUUUCCGUGAUGGCACAAAGCAGGACGCAAUUGACCUACUACAAGGACACUAUAUUGUUUCUGUUUCUCGAGGCAUAACUCCUACGACACAGAAAGGUGGUGUCGAGGCUAUAGCUUCGUUCCCGCUGGCUUUCUCAUUGAUCAUGAUUGGAUUGUUCUUUGCAACAAUGUCUCUAAAACAAGUUCGACAUGACCUUUGGAAUUUACUAUUCUCAUUCAUGUGGGCGAGUAUGAGUUUGGCUAUAGCAGCAUUUGUGAGGGCCAACGGUCGCAUUUUUUGUAACCGCCCUCGUCUGCACCAACCUAGGCGUUGA
Messenger RNA from Striga hermonthica, 1605 nucleotides. Lineage: Eukaryota; Viridiplantae; Streptophyta; Magnoliopsida; Lamiales; Orobanchaceae. The record is from the annotation of a GenBank genome assembly.